Molecule: messenger RNA, 2046 nt
Organism: Lachancea lanzarotensis
Lineage: Eukaryota; Fungi; Ascomycota; Saccharomycetes; Saccharomycetales; Saccharomycetaceae
Product: LALA0S03e10242g1_1
Exons: 1
Coding region: 1-2046 (681 amino acids)
Molecular function (GO): NADH dehydrogenase activity
Source: RefSeq, a predicted model, not a curated record
AUGCUCAAUCGCUUGGGUAGAACUUGUCUGUCACAAGGCUCGCUACUUUCAAGGUAUGCGAGUCAUUCUGGCAUGAAAGCCCUAAGAUGUCGGCAUGCUAGGGCUUUAAAUGUCAGAUCUAUCCACAGCAGUGCAAUGCUGAGGCAAGAGAUCGAAAAAGGUCCUAAAAAGUCAUUUUUAAGUGAUAGGCUCGGGAGAGUCGUCCGAUUUUCUAUCUUUACCAGCGGCGUUUUAGUUUCGUCGAUUGGAAUUUCGCUGGUGGCAUUUUUCCUCUAUGACGCUACCACGUACAAGAAUAGCGAGCUUCCAGAUUACAUCGAAGUACCGCAAUUGGCCCUCACACCAGAAAUCGGUGGACCCGAGAACUUGCCAAUAUUGAGAGACAAUUUGGAUGCCUACGAUUCAGAAACUAAAGAAAAACUAUCUUAUAGACCAAGAUUGGUGGUGUUGGGAUCUGGGUGGGCGUCCGUUGGUGUGUUGAAAGCCCUGGCGCCUGGAGAAUAUGACGUAACAGUCGUGUCCCCCCAAAACUACUUUCUGUUCACUCCCCUGUUACCUUCAGCUGCGACUGGAACACUAGAACUCAAAUCUCUUAUGGCCUCAAUCAGAAAGCUGGUGAACACCGUGAGUGGCCACUACUUAGAAGCCAAAGCCGAAAAGGUGGAAUUCGCCGAAAAACUUGUGAAGGUAUCUCAAUUUAAUGCUCAAACCGGAGAAAAGCGCAACUUCUAUGUCCCUUACGAUAAAUUGGUUAUUGCUGUGGGUUCCACUGCUAACACGCACGGUGUGGAAGGUUUGGAAAACUGCUCCAGACUGAAGACCGCUGAGGAUGCGAUCGCGCUGAGAAGAAAAAUCAAAGACAACUUGGAAAUUGCUUGUUUGCCCACCACCACAGACGAGGAACGCAGAAAUAUUCUGAGCUUCGUUGUCUGUGGGGGUGGACCAACGGGUGUUGAGUUUGCUGCUGAGGUUUUCGAUUUGAUGAAUGAGGAUUUGCCCAAGAUCUAUCCAAGAAUCUUGAGGCAACAGGUAUCUGUCCACAUUAUCCAAUCCCGUUCGAACAUCCUAAACACGUAUGACGAAACUAUUUCCGAGUAUGCAAUGCAAAGGUUUAAAAAAGAUGAUAUAGACGUCUUGACCAAUUCCAGGGUGCACAAGAUUCUGCCAGACCGUGUGAUUUUCACUCAGAAAAACAAGGAGACUGGCGAGAACGAGCUUAAAGAGCUUCCUUUCGGGUUGUGUCUGUGGUCUACUGGAGUCGCCCAAAACCCUUUGGCGAAGCAAGUUGUUCAAGACCUUUCCACUUUUCAAAGAAAUAGAAGAGCAAUUGAGACAGAUUCUCAUUUGCGGGUUCUCGGCGCUCCCUCGGGUGAAGUAUACGCCAUUGGUGAUUGCGCUACCGUCAGAACCGACCUUGCAGAACACGCUGUCGAAUUUGUGAGACAGUUUAUCGUGAACAAGCACUUACAUCCUACCAGAAGCAACAUUAUUACAGAUGACGACAUAAAACAUCUUUCGAUCUCCUAUGAUGAGAUUCAGGAUCUGGCGAGAGAACUGGUUAGAAGACACCCUCAAACCAGGGAGUUUCUGUACAAUGUAGAAGAAAUUCUACCCAAAUACGACGCCACCAGCUGUGGUGCCUUGAAUAUGAAUCAGAUUACAGAGCUUUUGAAAGACGUCGAGAGCAAGGCUACGUCCAUGCCAGCCACAGCGCAAAGAGCUCAUCAGCAGGGUAAGUAUAUUGGCAAAAAGCUCACCAAGGUUUCAAGGAGCUCAGACACCACACGUGUGAACGAAACUCCUCAAUUGAUUGCAGAUGAAUCUGUCUACAAAGCCUUCAAAUACGUUCAUCUCGGCUCGUUGGCCUACAUUGGUAACUCUGCAGUGUUUGACAUUCCUGGAUACUCCUUCGUUGGUGGACUAAUAGCCAUGUAUUUGUGGAGAGGUAUCUACUUCGCUCAAACCGUCUCCUUACGCACAAGAGUUCUUCUUUUCAUGGAUUGGCUCAAGAGAGGCUUCUUUGGGAGAGACAUUUUGACUGUUUGA